CCCUUGGGAAGUACAAGUCGGUAACGUAUAGGGACGGUCCCUACCCAACAACGGGAUCCCAGUCUAGAAGAUUCACACAAAAAGGAUGCGUGGGGAGCAGCUUUCAUUACAGUUUUGUGUUCCCAUUCAAGUUUGAAAUCGAAAAGCCUGCGGCUCCUGCAAGAUGACUACUCGGACCAAUAAAUGUUUGGCUGUUAAAUAACUUUCUAAAUCAAAGAAUGCCCACAACCGCGUGCUAGGUCCUUCCCUAAAAGAGCAACUGCAUUUUGAAGGGGCGGGAAUGAAAGAUGGGGCCUUGUGGGUUGGAUUUCGGUCCUCCCUGGUAGGGGGUGCUGAGCAUAAGGCGUUUUGUGCUGGAGGAAUUUUUUUUCUUGCAUGAUCUUUGGGGGUUCGAGUUGAGAAAAUUUUUCUGCGAAUCGUCAGCGUGGGUUCAGAAAUCACGGCACCUUGCUACGAUGUGGGCAGCCGUUUCCCCGGCGGAUCGUUUUUCGGACCCUUUACCCCUCGCCGAAUAUUUGCAUUGACUCGACAGUACUUUCCAACGAAAGCAUUCACUUAGGAAAAGAAAGACCUGUAAAACUCGUGUCCCACCCUGCCUACCAGUCGCCAAUUGAUGCGGCAAAGCGUUUCAAACUGUUGGAGACUUCCAGAGCCCUGCCGGAAGGUCCCUCCCUGGGGUGCGACUUGGCAUUUUCGGACUGGUGGAUCUGGAAAGAAACCGGCAAGCCUGCUUACUCCAGAGGUAAAGGAAGCAAGUUGAAGCUGCAGAAGCGUGCGUGACAGAACCAUGUCUGUUCGGGAGUCCUUUAACCCAGAAAGUUACGAAUUGGACAAGAGUUUCCGGCUAACCCGCUUCACGGAGCUGAAGGGCACAGGCUGCAAGGUACCCCAGGACGUAUUGCAGAAACUGCUGGAGUCACUGCAGGAGAAUCACUUCCAGGAAGAUGAACAGUUUUUGGGGGCAGUUAUGCCCAGACUGGGCAUUGGGAUGGACACAUGUGUUAUUCCUUUGAGACAUGGAGGUCUUUCCUUGGUGCAGACCACAGAUUACAUAUACCCCAUUGUGGACGACCCUUACAUGAUGGGCCGGAUAGCCUGUGCCAAUGUCCUAAGUGACCUUUAUGCCAUGGGGGUUACUGAAUGCGAUAACAUGCUCAUGCUCCUUGGAAUCAGUAACAAGAUGACAGACAGGGAAAGGGAUAAAGUGAUGCCCCUGAUUAUCCAGGGUUUUAAAGAUGCAGCUGAAGAGGCUGGGACGUCAGUGACUGGUGGGCAGACGGUGCUGAAUCCGUGGAUUGUCCUGGGAGGGGUGGCCACUACAGUCUGCCAGCCCAACGAAUUCAUCAUGCCGGACAAUGCAGUUCCGGGAGAUGUGCUCGUGCUAACUAAACCCCUGGGAACCCAAGUGGCGGUAGCGGUGCACCAGUGGUUGGACAUUCCUGAGAAAUGGAAUAAGAUCAAACUGGUGGUAACUCAGGAAGAUGUGGAGUUGGCAUAUCAAGAAGCAAUGAUGAAUAUGGCAAGACUCAACCGAACAGCGGCUGGACUCAUGCACACAUUUAAUGCCCACGCGGCCACGGACAUUACGGGGUUUGGAAUCUUAGGCCACGCGCAGAACCUGGCCAAGCAGCAGAGGAACGAAGUGUCCUUUGUAAUUCACAAUCUGCCCGUGCUGGCCAAGAUGGCCGCCGUCAGCAAGGCCUGUGGAAAUAUGUUCGGCCUCAUGCACGGGACCUGCCCGGAGACGUCAGGAGGCCUUCUAAUCUGCCUACCCCGCGAGCAGGCGGCCCGCUUCUGUGCAGAGAUCAAGUCCCCCAAGUACGGCGAAGGCCACCAAGCAUGGAUUAUUGGGAUUGUAGAGAAAGGCAACCGCACGGCAAGGAUCAUAGACAAGCCCCGGAUCAUCGAAGUCGCACCGCAAGUAGCCACCCAGAACGUGAACCCCACGCCCGGGGCCACCUCCUAAUCCAGACCAACACUGCUGGGCCGUUUCUGUUUUUUAAAUCGGUUUAUUCCUUUGUCGCCAUUACAAUUAAAGACUGUAAACCCAGAUCUUGUGUCUCCACCCGUGGUGGCCUCGGGCCAGCCAGUGAGUGGUUGCAAUUAGUAAAAGAAAAUCCAUUGCCUUUUUUUCCUGUUACAUUAACUGAAGAUGCACCUAAUCUUGAGGCAGCUUCUGAGUUGAGAAUGAUAUUGUUAUCCAAUACUGUUGAUUCAUUUUGAAUCUUUAGACACUUAUCUCUCGCCGCAUAGGCUCUUUUUUAAAGGUGCUUUCACAUAGCACAGACAUUACCAGUAGUAGUGUCAAAUAGCUGUUCGUGUCUUUUCAUUAUAUGUAUAUUUAUCAUGGUAAGUCUACUCAUCCUUCGACGCCUUGAAUGAUAUUCUGGACAGGCAAUAAAUUGGUAGUUGACACGCAGCGGGUAUACCCAGUCAGAGGAGGUUUGCAUGAUUCCUUUCCGUCUUUGAUUUGUAACGUUUCGUCUUAUGAUCCGAGAGCAUCUCUUCGAGCCUGGACACGUCUUAGCCACUUCCUCGGCGAUGCAAGGCCCAAGUGCUUAACUCUGCAUGAAAAGCACUUCAAAGUGGAAGGAGACAUUUUCAUUUCCUUAUUUGUAGACUUUAUAAGAUUUACGGUGAUAUCAGUAAUUGUUUUGUUUUAUUGAAAGCAAAAAGGAAUUAUUGAUUUUUGCCACGUGAUUGGAUGUGCUCUAGUGCCGCAAGGGGUUGCCGACCAAGAGGGGGUUCAUGUAUAGAAUUCAUUUACAAUUCACUAUAUAAUUACACAGAUAAUUUUUAAAUAUAAUCAAUAAUAAAAAGACUGUUCUGUGGAUGGUAGUGUUUAAUACAUUUUAUAUUUUGUAUAGUGAUUACAAGCCUUUGUUCUCUUAAAAUCAGCAGCUACUUAGCAUAAUUCUUAGAGUUAUUUUGUCUUUUGCUCCAAUACAUUUUUUGUGCACGCUUUUUGUGAUCUGUGUUAAAAACCUACAUUGCCAACAUUGCAGCUUGAACCUAAACUUGUUAUUCAAAUAAAUAUUUAAUUUUUUUUAUUGCUCUUGUA
Messenger RNA from Tachyglossus aculeatus (Australian echidna), 3061 nucleotides. It is a transcript of the gene SEPHS1, whose product is annotated as selenophosphate synthetase 1. The transcript is spliced from 11 exons. Gene Ontology annotation, molecular function: ATP binding; selenide, water dikinase activity. Gene Ontology annotation, biological process: L-selenocysteine biosynthetic process. Lineage: Eukaryota; Metazoa; Chordata; Mammalia; Monotremata; Tachyglossidae. Gene Ontology annotation, cellular component: cytoplasm. The coding region runs from base 788 to 1966 and encodes 392 amino acids. The record is from RefSeq and is a predicted model, not a curated record.